Marchantia polymorpha subsp. ruderalis is the source of this 4380-nucleotide messenger RNA. Lineage: Eukaryota; Viridiplantae; Streptophyta; Marchantiopsida; Marchantiales; Marchantiaceae. The record is from the annotation of a GenBank genome assembly.
GAGAAAAUGAAAUGGUGCUGAGGGGAUGACAUUGGGCGAGAGCAAUUCGCAGGUCCUCCUCCUCUUCCCCUCGGGCUCGGCUCCUGUCUCAGAGUCUGCGCGUGGCUCGUAAAUCCUCUUCUUCUGCCACUGCUGCUGGCGCGCGCACAGUCAAAAUCUUCAUACUGGAGUGGAGGAGAUCCGGGGCUGCUUCGGACGGGACUGGGCAGGGGGAGUCUGUAGUGGGAUGCUAGGGAGGCUUGUGUAUCGGAUCCGGUAGACGACGACGAAGGAGGAGAAGAGUGGCAGAGCUGGAGAGAUCCGAGGCAAGAGGCACGGAGGGGCAGAAGACGGCAGGGAGGGGGCGGAGGGAGGAGGGCAGGGCCGGACGGGAUCCGAUUGAAAGAGGGGAGGAGGAGGGAGAGGAGGGAGGAGGAGGAGGAGGAGGAGCAGGCAGGGCGAGCAGAGGUCGAUUGUUGUUGUUUGUUGUCGAUUGAGGCGAGGAGGGCGAUUCGCGGAGGAGAGAGGACGAGGAGGAGUGGCAGCUGAGGAGGAUUGUCGGGGGAGGCGGUGUUGGUGGUGUGGUGGUGCAUUGGGUCGAGGAUGAGAGAGGACAUGAGGGCUUGAGGAGGGCAGACGGGGCAGACGGAGGCGAGCACGGGGAGAACAAGAGACCGGGGAAAUCUCAAGGUGGGAGGGGGAUGGCCGGGCUGGAAGGAGCGCACGCAGAUGAGGGGUAUGCGAACACCGGGGGGCCCAAAGAUGGGCCCGUGCUUACGAUGAUGAGCAAGAGGCUUAGAGCUCUGAGGAAGAAGUUCAAUAGGAUUUUGCAGAUAGAGGAGAACAAGGCGCAAGGGAAGACCGUGAAUAAAGAACAGGAGGAUGUGUUGAAGACGAAGAUAGCUAUCGCGGCGUUGAUUGAUGAGUAUGAAAAGCUCCGGCAGCCGCUCCUUAUUGCCGUCAGGGAGGAGGUGAGCGAGCGGGAGAAGGAGCUUAUGGCUGCAUCUCUUGAGCGGCGAGACGAGGAGGAAAGUGUUGGUGACGAGGCAGAGAGGGAUCAAUUAAAACCCGCAGCUGCCGCGGUCGAGAACGAGGAAGGGAAGGAUGGACUAGAGGCCCCACCCGAACAGGGUGUUGUUGCCGCCGAUCCUGAAGGAGACGUCCACGAGCACGGUAAUGGUGAAACUGAUGAGACUGAAGUGGAAAUGGUGGAGGAUGAGAUUCACAAUGCUGCGUCCGAAAAUCAUGAAGUCGAUGAGAGCUUGGCGCCCUCCGGCUCUCUCACCGACUCUCAGAUUGGAGAUCUUUUGAAACUUCUUUACUUUGCCCAGCUCUUUGAUGUGCGUUCUCAAGGAGAAGCCCCUUCGUUUGUGUGGACGAAAGUACACGAAAGAAGCUCAUGUCUUUCUUACGAUUUUGUAACUGAUGAUGCCGCCACUCCCCUCGUCGAAGGUGAUCUGGAUUCGCUCUCCGUCUUCGGUUCUCUGUUGACCACACGGUCGCCCAAUGUCACAUUGUCUCACAAGGAAGCGCUGGAGAAAUGCGUGGAGCACGCCAAAGCUUACAUGGCCGGGUCAGAUGGUCCGGUGGGCGAGCUCGGUAUUCCAUACUCGCGACUCAGAGAAAGGCUAAAUAGAAUACUCUCUUCGGAGUAUUUUACAAUGACGCCAGAAUUGCAAACAGUCAGUCAACAAACGGCGGCAGCAGCUGCUACAGCUGCAGGUCAAUAUGUCACGAAAGUUACAGUGUUAGAGCCCCAAGUUGUGGCCGGUAUUAUCGCCGAAGAGGAUGACAGUGCUGUCGGAUAUUAUCAAGAUGUGACUGUCAAUACUCAGUACUUUCAGCCGAGACCAGAGUUCAUUCCCGCCGUUCCGAUGGUAAUCGCCAAUGGAAUCCCUUUGGCUACAAGUCCGUUGGUGCAGUUGACCAACUCGGCACCAUUUGUACCUGAAACUAUGGGUGCAGUCGCAGACACGCCUCAGUUUGGCUCUCACGAAGAGGCUAAUCAAGCAUCUUCGGUUCAAGAGAACACGUCAGAGCAUGAGCAUGUCCAGCAAGUGAACGUGCAACCAGGUCUUCAAGGACAGCAGCAUCACAAUCACGGCCAUCAACAAGGAGGACCAAGGGGUGGUGGAUAUCAAAAUAACAUGAGGGGAAGGCAAGGCGGCUACGGUGGUCAAGGAGGCCGAGGUGGACGUGGAGGAGGUUUCCCCAGUGGACGUGGUGGGAGGUCUGGCAGAGGACCUCCCGGGGGCUACCAGAAUGGGGGACGAGGAGGAGGACAGUUCUUUGAGCAAGGAGGGUUUUACCCUCGUCAACACUAUGGUGGGGGUGGAAGAGGUGGACGGGGAGGCAGAGGUGGAGGUGGAGGCAUGAUGUACAAUGGGCACGCCAACGGCCCAGCACCAUCAGGACCUCCACCCCCUGCCGUAGCCACGGGGUCAGCAUAAUUGCGCAUGAAACUUAAAGAGAGCUAUAAGUUUGGGCUUUUAUCCAAUUUUGGUUCUACAGUCAUCAGUCCGAAAAUAUGGAUGUGUAUGUUGAACUAGAUCAUGGAAGUAAACGUGAUCAGCACACUCCCUGUUUAAGUCCUGAAACGGAAUGCCAUGCCAAUCAUGAGUCGCUGUUGUGAGGGAAGUUCUAUCAAACUUAAGAGGUUGAUCCUACGAAGCGCCACCGAUCGUUGGAUCUCUUCUGCCUAGAUCGUUCACUGUCUACUGUAGCUUUGUUGGGCUCGAGAUGCCUCAUGAUUAGGAGAGGACUACACAGCGGGACACCAGGAGUCAUAUCUCUUAGAUCCUGUGUUUUAAAUAGCUAGUUAGAUAGGACCUGUUCUCAUCCUAGCCCUAUUCUGAUCAACGAAGGUGCCUUUUGGCGAGUUUUGUUCGAAGUCUGAAUCAUCAACAAGAGAAUUUGUCAUUGGGAGUUUUCCAUGUUUCAUAAGUUCCUGACAUCAAAGUGGGCGGUGGUGGCGCGUGCGAUUGUGUAUGGAUGUUCUCUCCGAUUACUUCUUUUAUACGAUGACAGUGUUCACAUUUGACCCAGAGUUUCUUGUUUGUUAGUGAGCCUUGGAUGGGAAAACUUAUACACAAGCGAGAGGACCUAUCACAAGAACGGUUCCUAUUCUAUGGAAAUCCGGAGUGAGCAGCAGAAGACAGUAGAACAGGCAUACGAAUAGUUGCUCUGGCUUAAAUAGUGAUGUGUUGUAUCAUAUUUGGAAUACAUACGGCGGUGUUAAGGAAGAACCACGCGACGCAAAGCCAAAAGAGAAAUGGUUGGCCUUGUCAAUACUGAAGGCAAGGUAUGGACACUCUUAAUGUUCUGUUCGUCACAGCCUACUGCAUGUCGAUCGGGCCUGCUCGUCAGGUUCUGGAAGUCAUGAGUACAGCUACGUUUUAGUGUAUGUCGCAGUAUUAAAUCUUUUUGGUGGAAAGUCUGGUAGAACAUUUGAAAAAUUUCUGAUAUCUAUUUCACUUAAUGCUCUGAUAUCUAGCCUGUUCGUUUGGAGAGCACAUGUUGAGCAUUGAGCACUCCUCUAGUCAAAGAAACUCACCCUCACCGACUCUCCGAGUGCAAAAUUUACUGCUUUGAAGACCUAGAUUUUGGAUAUCAGUUUUAGUCAGGAUAGGAGGUCUGUCAAGUCAGUAUCUGUAAGUAUGAUCUGGACGUGCUGUAUGAAACGUGAUGAUGGGUUAUUCUUCAAUGUCCGUGGGCAGCCAUGCCGAUGAGAAACUAGGCGCCCGUCUGGAUUAUAUGUCCGAAUGGAAUGAACACUCAGUUUCAGUCAAACCGAAAAUAGAUCAGUGAGUCCGGGUCUUGAAGUAAAUGACUAUAACUGCCAACAGCAAUCGAAGUCUGGGCCUCAAAGCACAGGCCCUUGAAUCCAAUGUAGUGAUUUCUGAGUGCACAUCAAGAAGUGUACAUUAGCUAAUGCAGGUGAAGUGUGGAGUUACCGAGCGAGCGACGAUAGUUAUAGUCACUGUAUAGACUCGCUUGGUGUGUUACUUCACAAUAUAUUGUUGGGUUUGAACCUUCCAAACCUAGGGGCUGUCUUCUAUUUCAAUUACUCUGGAACUUUAACGAAUUUAAGAUUCUCAAGUCAUAUUGACUCCCCUGCAUUGCCCAAAUCUAGACGUAGUAUUGUGUGGUUGGCGCGGGUUGAGAAUAGACUUUCCCUCCUUAACUCCAUUUCUGUGAUUUUCCACUGACCGUCUUAACCGACUAUGGCCUGCAGGGUUGUAAACUUUGUGACUGCUCCUGAAUGCAUGCAGCUAUGAACAUACGCGUGAUGCUUUAUGUGUUGACAGCUAAGUUGGCAAGGAAUAAUGUGCACGUGAGUCUAGCUCUUUGUGUGCUCUGUCGUGCUUUCUAUCCAUGAGUCUAACCCGACUUACUGCGUAC